AUAGAGAAGGUGAAGACGGCAAGGUUUGCGGUGAGAGACACUACUAAACAGAAGAGAAGAGAGAUCUCAUCUGGGAGAGGCAGAGUAGAUUGAGUCUGGUCAAGAUGAUGUCCGGAAAAUACACGUCGAUUGACGCGCAGCAACUUCAAGGAUCUGUUCCUGCCGUUCCAGAUCAAGGACCCGCCACCGUCAAUUUCGCAGAUUCGAAUCUUCAGACAUUUCCUCCAUCUGGAACGCAGGGCAAGAUUUCCGCUGCUUCCGGCCCUCCGCGCGAUGCUGAUGAUUCAUUUUCAAAACCUGGAUCUGGUUCUGAUGAAUCCCAGCAGGGUGGUUGGCUUCGGACUUUUACAAUUGCUGCUUACAAACCGUACUUUGAUGUUGACACUUCAGAUGUUGUAGAGAGGAUUAGGGACUCACUAUUUCCAUUUAGAGGAUCUUUUAAUGAAAAGACUGCUACCAACCCUGAUUUGUAUGGUCCAUUCUGGAUUUGCACUACCUUAAUCUUUGUAGCGGCAUCUAUUGGCACCUUUGUGACUUACAUAGCACACAAGCUGAAGAGCAAGGAAUGGGAUUAUGACAUAAAUCUGGUGACUUGGUCUGCUGGUUUGUUUUACGGCUAUGUUACCAUCGUUCCUCUUUGCCUUUAUGUAAUCCUUAAAUACUUCUCCGCACCGGCGGGCCUUGUGCAACUAUUCUGUCUAUAUGGGUAUUCCCUGUUUGUCUUUAUUCCGGCUCUGUGUAUGUCCAUUGUGCCACUGGAGAUAUUUAGAUGGGUGAUUGCAGGUGUGGCAGGGUUCAUGUCAGCAACAUUUGUGGCACUGAACCUGCGGGCACAUAUCAAGUCAGCAGGUGAAAGGUGGUUCUUGAUUGUUGCUGGCAUUUUUCUGUUGCAGCUGGCUCUAGCUGUUGUACUAAAGGUUUACCUCUUCACAGUAUCUGUUUAAGAGAAAACUUGACAGCAUGGAUGAAAUAUAUAAAAUGAAGGUAUAGCUUUUUGGCAUUUUAGGUUUUCAUGGAUUCAAUUUGUAGUUGAAAUAUAAACUCAAAGAUUAAACCGUGGUGUAUUCAUUCUUUUGUGGCAAUAUAGAGGUGAAUAACUUGUGAUUAUCAUAAUUGCAAACACUUGUCUUUGUCGUUGUUAAUGCAAGUUAUAACACGUGUUUUUGUUA
Cajanus cajan (pigeon pea) is the source of this 1169-nucleotide messenger RNA. RefSeq lists its product as uncharacterized. The record is from RefSeq and is a predicted model, not a curated record. Gene Ontology annotation, biological process: vesicle-mediated transport. Gene Ontology annotation, molecular function: small GTPase binding. Gene Ontology annotation, cellular component: Golgi apparatus; membrane. NCBI's taxonomy places the organism in Eukaryota, Viridiplantae, Streptophyta, Magnoliopsida, Fabales, Fabaceae.